Molecule: messenger RNA, 1451 nt
Organism: Protopterus annectens (West African lungfish)
Lineage: Eukaryota; Metazoa; Chordata; Ceratodontiformes; Protopteridae
Gene: VPS26C
Product: VPS26 endosomal protein sorting factor C
Exons: 8
Coding region: 79-972 (297 amino acids)
Biological process (GO): intracellular protein transport
Cellular component (GO): endosome
Source: RefSeq, a predicted model, not a curated record
UCGCUUUUUCCUGAAAGCUGUUCACGUGAUUGAAGAGUAAUUUUCGCUUGAGGUUAGAGGACAGUUUUGGUGAAGAAGAUGGGGACAUCACUUGAUAUUAGGUUAAAACGUGCAAAUAAAAUCUACCAUGAAGGGGAGAUUGUUUCUGGAGUGGUGGUUAUAACAAGCAAAGACACUGUUCAUCACCAAGGGAUCUCCUUAACCAUGGAGGGAUCAGUAAAUCUUCAGCUCAGUGCCAAAAGCGUUGGAGUAUUUGAAGCAUUCUAUAAUUCUGUUAAACCUAUCCAGCUAAUUAGUUGCAAUGUUGAAAUUUCAAAACAGGGGAAACUGCCAAGUGGCAAAACAGAGAUCCCAUUUGAGUUUCCUCUACAAAUGAAGGGCAACAAAGUUUUGUACGAGACAUACCAUGGUGUCUUUGUCAAUAUUCAGUAUACAUUAAAGUGUGAUAUUCGCCGAUCUCUGCUGGCAAAGGAUCUUACAAAGUCAUGUGAAUUUAUCGUUCACUCACUGCCUCAAAAAGGAAAGUUAUCCCCUUCUCCCGUUGAUUUCACCAUUGCUCCAGAAACACUGCAGAAUAUCAAAGAGAGAGCCACGUUACCCAAGUUCCGUAUAAAAGGUCGUCUGAACUCAACCAACUGCGUCAUUACUCAGCCACUGACUGGUGUGCUAGUGGUAGAGAGCUCUGAAGUCCCAGUCAAAAGCAUUGAAUUGCAGUUAGUGCGUGUGGAAACAUGUGGUUGUGCAGAAGGAUAUGCACGAGAUGCUACAGAGAUACAAAACAUACAGAUAGCAGAAGGAGAUGUUUGCCGAGAAUUUCCUAUUCCGAUAUAUAUGGUAUUCCCCAGGCUGUUUACCUGUCCAACUCUGGAAACAACAAAUUUUAAAAUUGAGUUUGAAGUUAACAUUGUAAUUAUCCUUCAAGAUGAUCAUCUCAUCACAGAGAACUUCCCUCUGAAGCUAUGUAGGAACUGAGCAUUUAGAAAGACUGGAUAAUAAAUCAGAGGAGGACUGCCAAAGAGGAAGGCACAAAGAAAUACUUGGACCUGCUUCAGAAUUCCAUUUAAACACAAUGCUGCAUUCAGAGUCAUAGUUUAUGUAGUACUGAAACACAGAGUAGAAUAAUUUCAGCAAAUAUGAUUUUGUUGUGCAACUCUUACAGCAAUAUAGUGUUGACAUUUCAGCAAAGCAAUUGAAUAAACAUCAAAGUAAUAAGGAGAUGAUCUUCAGGAGUACAAGCACAGUGUUUUGUUUCAAGCAUAUGUACCUAUUAUAUAAAUGCCUAGUUUUUAAAUCACAGACUUCUUCCCAUUUGUUCUUUUUUGUAAAAUGGACAGUCUUAGGCUCAAAAUACCUUACCUGAAAUAUAUAAUUUGUAUUGUGUAUACUCACAAAAGGAGCACAAUGAAAAUUUUACUUGUGCAAUCUUAUAUGAGUAAAGAUGUCUAGCUGAA